ACGAACGCUCCAUGGACCUUCGCCUUAUAACAGCUUUGUACAUGUACACACGUGUGGAGUUUUAACAUAUUGCUUCCUCGUUCUAAGGUCUCAGUUAAGGCGUCUGAAGAUGAGUGAUGAGGUGGAGCGGUUGCUGAUCCGUUUCCAGGAUGAGAACGGGGAGUUUCUGGGCUCCCCUUUCGAUGUUCCUGUCGACAUCACUCCUGAUAAACUGCAGCUGGUCUGCAAUAUGUUGCUGCAGAAGGAGGAGGCGGUGCCGUUGGCGUUUUUUGCCCGUGGUGAUACGGAGAUUGUGUCCAGUCUGAGUGUCUGUGUCAAGGAGCUGGCAUGGGAGACUGAGCAGGUGCUGCCGGUGAUGUACCAGCCCCAGGCCGUGUUCCGGGUGCGAGCUGUCACCCGCUGCACCAGCACGCUGCAGGGGCAUACCGAAGCCGUCAUCUCCACCGCUUUCAGUCCCACCGGAAAAUAUUUGGCCAGCGGGUCGGGUGACACCACGGUGCGCUUUUGGGACUUGAUGACAGAAACGCCGCAUCACACUGCCAAAGGGCACUCACAUUGGGUUCUAAGCAUCGCCUGGUCGCCUGAUGGCAAGAAGCUUGCGUCAGGAUGCAAAAACAGUCAGAUCUUUCUGUGGAAUCCAGUGACAGGCACACAAAUCGGGAAGACCUUGACCGGACACACCAAAUGGAUCACUUGGCUUUGCUGGGAACCUCUCCACCUCAACGCCGAGUGUCGCUACCUGGCGAGCAGCUCCAAAGAUGGCUCGGUGCGCAUCUGGGACGUGGUGCUCGGCCGCUGCGACAAGAUCCUGACGAGCCACACGCAGUCGGUGACCUGUGUCAAGUGGGGCGGCGACGGGCUCCUGUACACAUCGUCGCAGGACAGGACCGUGAAAGUGUGGCGGGCCAAAGACGGUGUCCAGUGCAGGACGCUGCAGGGUCACGCUCACUGGGUCAACACGUUGGCUCUCAGCACCGACUACGUGCUAAGGACAGGCGCCUUUGAACCGGCAAGCGCCACCGUUAACCCACAGGACCUCACCGGAUCACUGGAGGAACUAAAGAACAAAGCCUUGCAGCGAUACAAUAAUGUUCGGGGUUCCAACCCGGAACGCUUGGUAUCAGGCUCGGACGACUUCACCUUGUUCCUGUGGAAUCCGGCUGAGGAGAAGAAGCCUCUGGCCCGGAUGACGGGCCACAGCGCCUUGGUCAACGAGGUGCUUUUCUCCCCUGACACCCGGCUGCUGGCCUCGGCCUCCUUCGACAAGUCAGUCAAAAUCUGGGACGGCCGCACUGGAAAGUACUUGAUGUCCCUCCGUGGCCACGUGGGCUCCGUAUAUCAGGUGGCGUGGUCAGCCGACAGCCGGCUGCUGGUGAGCGGGAGCAGCGACAGCACGCUCAAAGUUUGGGACGUCAAGAGUGGGAAGCUCAAUAUGGAUCUUCCUGGCCAUGCAGAUGAGGUGUUUGCUGUGGACUGGAGUCCUGAUGGACAGCGAGUGGCCAGCGGUGGUAAAGACAAAUGCCUCAGAAUAUGGAGAAGAUAGCUAUAAUGGCCACAACCUCCAUUUCCUUCCCACCAAGUGAUCUAAAAGCCAGAGUAAAGAUGCUUCAGAGUCAAUUUGGCGUUGAAAAGCGUCGUCAUGGUGACUCGCUGACACAAACAAGGUCAGAAUAUGAAGACUUUGCCUCAGGUGGUAUGUGUUUGUAACAGUUGGGACUGCUUACAACUCCCCCACGCCCUCAGCCUUUAAUCUUCUCCCUCCUGAAAGCCUCAACCUGUGGAGCUCCUCAGAACUGCAGCGAAGCCAAUUGUCACACACAGUCAAACCCCAAUUACUCAACAAAUAAAUAUGUACACCACAGAUUUUCCAUAUGACACCAGCAACGUUUAUUACACCGUGAAAACAUCAGUUUGUUUCCUGAUUUCUUUUUUUUUUUUAACAGUCGAAACGAUUGCACAGGUUAGUCACACACUCACACACACAAUGGGAAACAACAUUCAGAUGCAUAAUGGCGUCUCAUGUUUGGAGUUUGGCAAAAAAUAAAUAAAAAAGACUCAAAAGGC
Messenger RNA from Phycodurus eques (leafy seadragon), 2064 nucleotides. RefSeq names its product notchless homolog 1 (Drosophila) (gene nle1). Lineage: Eukaryota; Metazoa; Chordata; Actinopteri; Syngnathiformes; Syngnathidae. Gene Ontology annotation, biological process: ribosomal large subunit assembly; Notch signaling pathway. The record is from RefSeq and is a predicted model, not a curated record. The coding region runs from base 110 to 1543 and encodes 477 amino acids. Gene Ontology annotation, cellular component: nucleolus. The transcript is spliced from 13 exons. Gene Ontology annotation, molecular function: protein binding.